Molecule: messenger RNA, 1386 nt
Organism: Closterium sp. Naga37s-1
Lineage: Eukaryota; Viridiplantae; Streptophyta; Zygnematophyceae; Desmidiales; Closteriaceae
Source: the annotation of a GenBank genome assembly
AUGCCGGCCAUGGCGCUGAAGCUUUUCAAGCGCGGGCAGACCGUGCUGCUCAUGCUGCCCGACGGCGGCAUGCGCAUCUACGCGGACGCCGUGCGCGUGGCGCGCGUGAUGAAGGACUAUCCGGGCUUCAUGGUCGGAUCGCACAACUCCGCGCGCCUGCACCUGCCGCCCGAGAAGCUCCUGCGACCCGGCAACUCCUACUUCCUCCACGCGCCCUCGGAGACCGAUCCAGACACUGCCGUGCCCCCGCCGAACCUUGAUACCACUGGCGGAUUGGCUGAAUAUACCCGCGACUAUGGCGACUAUAACGUCGACGAGAGCUCGCCAGAUCAACGGUCGCCCGCGGGCGGCGCAUCGUGGACGGCGAAAGAGUUGCGCCGCGCAAGCAUCUCUCUCCAUUCAUCAACAGCCGCCCGUCCAUCUUUGCCGUCUCGCGCUAACUCCGCGCCGCGCUACAGCCUCGACGUGCGCAACGAUGGCCGCGGCGGCAUCCGACGCAGCUUCUCAGCCAAAGACCUGGAGAACGUGCCGAUUCCACUGCCGCCGCCGGCGCUUGCGCCGGCUCCGCCAGCCCCGGCUCCUAAGCGACCUGCGGCAUCACGACUGGGAGGCUCGUCGUCUGGUUACCUGCCGCGAACGUUCCCCGCCGCUGAUUCCAGCCAGCCCGCCAGCCCAUGUGGUCCUCCCCGGCUGACUCGGCGCGCUUCGCUCGCCAUGGACAUGUCGUCCCUCCCCCUCUCCCCCUCCUCCCUCGCUCCCCCGCAAUCGUUCCGCCGUCUUCCCCCGAACUUCCAAGCGCAGGACGUCCCCCCCACGCCCGCGGUUCCUCCGCGCCUGCUGUGUGCGGGGGAUGUGCGCAUCGCGCUGGGCGCCAGCAUGGGCAAGUCGCUGAGCUUCCCGGAUUUCGCGGGUCUAGAGAGCGGUGACGUGGCGCUACGCGCGCAGCCGGGCUCGCGGAUGGCCCGGGUAGACAGCGGAGGCGGAAGCGGAGACUGGGGAAGCGGGGAAAGCAGUCCGCAGGCGAUCUGGGAGUGCGAAGAGGAGGAGGGGAUAAUGGAACGGAGCAGCAGCGGCGGCGGCGGCGGCGGCGGCGGCGGCGGCGGCAGCUUAAGCCGCAGGCGCUCGGGUGUUCCCAGUAGAUACGCCGCCCCUGAGCCACAGUUGCCGCCGCUGCAGCCACAGCAGCAGAGAGCGUGGAAGGCAGGACAGUACGGGCAGCUCACUCCGCCCACUGAGUCUGGUCCGCUCCCCCCUAUCUCCACGCACGCGCCCACCUUUUCCCCCUUGUCCCCCUGCCAGCACUCCCCCAGUGUGUUCUCGCCUCUCACCCGCUCUGCCCACCACCACUCUCACUUUCACCAGGUGCAGCUGCAGCAGGGGCUGUAG